GCAUCGAUUCCCACUCUUUCUGCGCCCAUUCCCACCCUCUCCUUCCUCGCCAAGAAAAAGCAAACGCGGCGAGCAACAACCUCCGCCGCCGCGCACCAACGCCACGCCCCGUUCCCUCUUAUGACUGAAGAACCCCGCGCCUUCCCCUCGGCGAGCACGGUCGGAGGAGACUAGAGGAGUAGCAGCAACGACGCGGCCGGGGAGGAGGGCGAUGAUGCUGCCGCUGGUGAAGCUCGGCUCGCUAGCGUUCCGGACGCUGAGCAAGCCCAUCGCGGCCCGCCUCAAGCACAACGCCGGCAUCCACCCCAAGUUCCGCGGCUUCAUCAUCGGCAUCGCGCAGGCAAACCAUCGUUUCACAACAAAUAUGCAGAGGCGACUUUACGGACGUGCAACUGACAUUCACAUUCGUCCCCUGAAUGAGGAGAGAGCUAUUCAAGCUGCUGCAGAUCUUCUUGGCGAACUAUUUGUUUUCUCGGUUGCUGGUGCUGCAAUUAUCUAUGAGGUGCAAAGAAGUGCUAGGUCAGAAGCCAGGAAAGAGGAGGUCCGUAAGCAGGAAAUGGAGGCGAUAAAGAAAAGGGAGGAACAACUAGCCAUCGAAGUGCAGCUCAUGAAACAGAAGAUUAGCGAGAUGGAGCGGAAGUACUCGAAGUGGACUCUUCUUCCGGGGUUCCGCGGCUUCGGCACAGCCCAGGCGGCAGCUCAGCCUGCUGGUACUCAGCAGCCAACAGCUGCGUAGUCGCUCUACCGCUGCAGCUGUCAAUAGUUUGCCAUCCUGCAUUCUGAACAGCCAACUGCAGACUGCCUCUGUUUCCCUUGCAUUACUCAGUUACAUUGAUUCGUGAAAAGUCGUCGACAAAAGGCUAAGCUUUUGUAGCGUACGUUGCAGAUGCUGAAUAGUACGAGAGGAAGUUGAACUGAAUCGAAGUUUUUAGCGGAUCAGACUGACAUUCAGUUCAAAGUUUUGACAUGCCCAAGAAGACAGUCUUGGAGCCUAGGAGCUGUUGGUGAUGCAAUGUACAGUACCUGCAUCUCGUGAUUUUUCACAUUUAAAGUGACUUCAUUACCACC
Messenger RNA from Panicum hallii, 1068 nucleotides. Its product is annotated as optic atrophy 3 protein homolog. The transcript is spliced from 4 exons. NCBI's taxonomy places the organism in Eukaryota, Viridiplantae, Streptophyta, Magnoliopsida, Poales, Poaceae. Bases 212 to 736 code for a protein of 174 amino acids. Gene Ontology annotation, biological process: regulation of lipid metabolic process. The record is from RefSeq and is a predicted model, not a curated record. Gene Ontology annotation, cellular component: mitochondrion.